This is a messenger RNA of Cuscuta epithymum, 858 nucleotides long. Lineage: Eukaryota; Viridiplantae; Streptophyta; Magnoliopsida; Solanales; Convolvulaceae. The record is from the annotation of a GenBank genome assembly.
GUUUUUGAAAGGCCCUAAUUUAAAACCCUUGUUACGAUAGCUACUUCGCGGCAGAGAAAGGAGAAACCAGAAAGGAGAAACCAGAAAGGACGCAGAGACUUACUGCUUCAGCGAUCGUGAAAUGGCGAUUUACAAAUUCCAUCAAUACCAGGUGGUCGGAAGAGGUCUCCCGUCGGAGACUGUUGAGCAGCCAAAGAUCUACCGCAUGAAGCUAUGGGCCACUAAUGAGGUCCGUGCGAAGUCCAAGUUCUGGUAUUUUUUGAGGAAGCUGAAGAAGGUGAAGAAAUCCAAUGGCCAGGUCCUUGCAAUCAAUGAGAUCUUUGAGAAGAACCCCACCACUAUCAAGAACUUUGGAAUAUGGUUGAGGUACCAAAGUAGAACCGGCUAUCACAAUAUGUACAAGGAGUUCCGUGAUACCACUUUGAACGGCGCAGUUGAACAGAUGUACACUGAGAUGGCUUCUCGCCACAGGGUCCGCCAACAUUGCAUUCAGAUAAUCAAGACCGCUACUAUCCCAGCAAAGCUAUGCAAAAGAGAGAGCACCAAACAAUUCCAUAACUCCAAGAUCAAGUUCCCUUUGGUGUUGAGGAAGGUGAGGCCACCAUCCAGGAAGCUCAAAACCACCUACAAGGCAUCUCGACCCAAUCUCUUCGUUUAAACCUUUUUGCCUUAAUUUAUUGUUGUCUUGUUGUUUUUCACAUUUUGGAUUUACACUUCGUUUCAUUCAAAACAUGGUUUGGUUAAAGAGGGGAAUGAUUUGUUUCUUUGAUCAGUGAUAGUUUUAUUUUGCUUGCUACAAGUCAUCGUUUAAUUUAUUAUUUAUGAUAAUCUAGUAGCCAGUUCUUCAAAAUAGUAGUA